AUCCAUUUCACUCUUCUUACGAGAUAUCAACUCUCCAAAUCACCAAUAACUCAAACAUCAACUUUCACAACACUCCAAUCCCUCAAAAUGGUUGUCAACACUCCUACUACCUGCUGCCGCUCCAGCGACGGUGCCAGUGAAUGCGCCUGUGCCCAAAAGGCUACUUGCUCAUGCGGUCAAAAGUCUGCUCUCCAGUGCACAUGCGCCAAGGCUCCCGUCGAAAACACCGUCAACGGCCCUCGAUGCUCAUGCCGUGCUCGUCCCGCUGGCGAAUGCACCUGUGACCGUGCUGCUUCUGAGAACGUCACUCCCAGCGGCGCCACAUGCGCUUGCGGAUCUCGUCCUGCUGGUGGCUGCACUUGUGAGAAGGCUGCCGAUGGUGGCUUCAACCCUGCCAACGAGAUCGACUUUACCACCAAGAAAUAAAUGUCUGACUCUGAUGAUGGGGAUUAACGAAAACAACAUGCAUUAAUAAAUUACUGGACGGCGUUGGGGAUCAUGACUAGGUACUUUGGGUUGGGGCGGGGAGACAAUCGAUACCAGAUACACAAGAAUUGAACAACAUUCAUUCAUGACAA
This is a messenger RNA of Fusarium graminearum PH-1, 578 nucleotides long. RefSeq lists its product as uncharacterized. Bases 88 to 426 code for a protein of 112 amino acids. The record is from RefSeq and is a predicted model, not a curated record. The transcript is spliced from 3 exons. Lineage: Eukaryota; Fungi; Ascomycota; Sordariomycetes; Hypocreales; Nectriaceae.